AUGUCGGAAUGGUUUCGCUCUCUUCCCCAUGCUCUCGAUAGUGUCGCAAAUACUGCCAAGUUUCAACAAGAGAGUCUAUACUCUCUCAUUAACUUCUACCAACGUCGCUGUGCGGCUUUCACUGCCACCAUCGCGCGUCUGAGGGCGGAGCGAAAUGCACUCAAAAGAGAGCUACAAGAAGCACGUCAAGAUAAUGAUCGCAUAGUCCUGCAUUACAACCAAGAACACGGAGCUGAGCCCGCUCCUCUCCUCAAUUCCAAUGGGAAACGCCCAAUGACAGAAGUCCGACGAACCAGUAAUAGCGUCAAAACAAGUUCGAGUCCAAGGUCCACCAUGACUCCAAAUAGACUUACCCUACCUCCUGGUCAACACCCUACAUUUACUCGGCACCCAAACGAAAACAAUGCACAACCCUCAAAUAAUAUAUCCGGUUACCUGGCGUCAAGUCACGAACCAAAUAGGUCAAAUAGUCACUUUAUCCAGCAAUACUCAUAUAACGAGGAUCAGUCAUUGCCGCAAGGACCUCAAGAUAUGUCAAUGCAAGCUUCAGAUCAAAUGCAGCGCUCUCUGAUGCCACCGCCGCCAGUACCACUACCAAGUCACCGACAGAGAGGUUUCAAACCUGCUACACAAUCUCACUCGAUGAAUAUGGACGCGUCUGCAGGCUCAUCUCGUCAGGGUCUAGAUCAGUCUACUACACGCAGUCAUGGUCGCAUGGGUCCUCCGUCGACUCCUCGAGGUCUCCCUCAGUUUCAAGCACGAACACAGCAGACGCCAUCAUCACGGCGGAUGGUGUCAACCCCUUGCCCACCAGGGAACAUGCAAAAUAAUACCAAUCACAAUCUUGGAGCUCCUAACCUUAUGGAUGUGUCUUCUAAUCGUUUCUUUCCUCCUUCUUCCUCGCAUGGUCGCCACGCAUAUAAUGCUUCCACGGCGCAAACAGGUAAUUCGACAAGAUUUACAAGGUUCGAUCCUGCUCCGAGGAAUGCGGCCCCAGGACCGAACGGUAGAACGUCUCAAGGGAGCCAGCGAAUGCCAUUUAUUCCAGGAGGCUCUGGAGGAUUUGGGUAA
Molecule: messenger RNA, 1071 nt
Organism: Serpula lacrymans var. lacrymans S7.9
Lineage: Eukaryota; Fungi; Basidiomycota; Agaricomycetes; Boletales; Serpulaceae
Exons: 5
Coding region: 1-1071 (356 amino acids)
Source: RefSeq, a predicted model, not a curated record